Messenger RNA from Acytostelium subglobosum LB1, 396 nucleotides. RefSeq lists its product as hypothetical. NCBI's taxonomy places the organism in Eukaryota, Evosea, Eumycetozoa, Acytosteliales, Acytosteliaceae. The transcript has a single exon. The record is from RefSeq and is a predicted model, not a curated record. The annotation marks the transcript as partial.
UCUUUGACAAACACAUUUGAAACAGCAGAUUCACCAACUGCAGUUAAUAAUAAGGCACCAGCAUACCCAAACUCACCUUCAAGAUCACCAGUGUUGGAACCAGUUGGUGGCGGAAAGGGAACGAUCGAUAGCAAUCCAAUUUCAAAGGAGAAGAGCUCCGAUAAGAUCGACCAAUUCUUGAAGCAUGAGGUGAUUCCACGUGGAGGCUCACCGGGUGCCGUGCACAAGUCGGCACGCAACCAGCGACCACCCAACGAGCUGGACAACAAGGCCAAGGUGAUCCCAUCAUUCGAUGGCAACCCACACCCUGUGUACCAUCUCAUCCUGGAAGGCAAAUCCUACGAGCAAUCAUCAGACAAGAAGAAGAUUGUUAUUCCACCUGCCAGUGCAUACUGA